AGAACUUUUCUCAUUCUGACGUAAUGGUUUUCCUCUUCCUUUUGUUGUUUGGUCGAUAAAUUGCGUUCAACUGGUUUCAGCUUUGAUUUAGAUUUGAUUCAAUAACAGUGGCAUUUUCACGUAAAAAUGUCAGUCUGAAUGUUUUUUGAAAAUUAAGUAAAUAAUGCAAGAAUCAUGCCAGCAAAGAAGAAAAAAGCUCAAAUUGAAGUCCCUCCAGAGAUUUCAGUACCAGGGGCUGCUCUUUUGGACGUUGUCGAGGAACAACCGAAGAACGCUCUUGUGUCAAUAGUAACUGGAGAACCCUAUGGACCUCGAGUUCGACAUGUUGAUGAAAGGGCCGAAGAGGAAAGUUCGGAUGAUGAACCUGAAUCUGAAAGCGAUGACGAAAGUAGGUACCUCAAGGACGAUUCCUCUUUGGAGGUUCCCUCCGAGUUUUGGCACAUGCAGAAACUCAUCAAAUAUAUGAAAGCUGGCAAUCAAACUGCGACUACAGUUUCUCUCUGUCUCUUGAAGGACUUCGAACUCAAUACCAGAAUCAUUCAAAAAGCUAUUCAUGAGAUGGGAGGAUUGGAAGUGUUGGUGAAUCUCUUAGAAACGAGGGAUUUAAAAUGUCAACAUGGAUCAUUGGCAGUUUUGUUUCAAAUUUCUACAUCGGCCGACAUGAGACGUUAUUUAAUUGAUUUGGGAAUCGUGACUUCUUUGAUUGAAAUGUUGAAACACCCAGCGAGGGAUAUUCAAGUUUUGGCAGCAGAAACAAUGGCUAGUAUAGCUUUGAUGAGGAAAGCCAGGAAGCAGAUUAGAGUUCGAGGGGGUGUUCCUUUAAUUUUGGAUGUGAUGGACAUUCCAGACACAGUGCUUCAACGUUCUCCCGAAAACCUGAACGAAAUCGACAAAGAAUUAAUGGCAGUAGCGAUCGGAUGUGCCAAAGUCCUCGAUUCUUUAAGCAGUAGUCCAAAAAUUAAAGAAGAACUAAGAAAAUUUGGUGUCGUUUUUCUAAUGGCUAGAUAUCUCAAGUCCCAGAGUGUUGACCUAAUUAUUCCAAUGAUGGGAGCAGUUCAACAAUGUGCAGACCUUAAAGCUUUCAGAGUAGCUUUCGAGCAGAUGGGAAUUAUCACAGACGUGGUGAAACACUUGCACAAUGAUAAUGUGAAAUUAAAGGAAAAUUGUGCCCUUGCGAUUUUUAAGUGCUCGGCAAACGAAACUACAAGAAAGUUGGUGAGAGAGGCUGGUGGAUUGGAUCCACUUUGUAAGUUGAUUAAAACUGAAGAGGUUCGAGCCAAUAAGAAAUUGUUAGCAGCUGUCACAGGUGGAAUUUGGAAAUGUGCAAUGAGCCAGGAAAAUAUUAUCAGAUUUAAUCAAAAUGAACUUGUGGCUUCACUGGUACCUCUUCUUGAAGAAAAUGAGGAUGAGGAUGUUCUCACUAAUGUUGUUGGUGCUCUUGCCGAGUGUUGCAAACAUCCAAGCAACCGAGAUGUUCUCAGAACAAAUGAAGGCCUGCCGAAAAUGAUUCGCCUUUUGAGCGCAACUUACGAGCCCCUUUUGGAAAAUUUGCCACUGGUGAUCAAAGAAUGCGCUGAGAGUGAAGAAUGCAUGGAUAUCAUCAAUGACCCAGAGCACAUUCUGGAUGGAGUUCGUCUAGUUUGGUCAUUGUUAAAACAUCCCAGCGAUGUCAUUAAGAGAAACGCUUGCUAUGCCCUGGUUCCUUGUAUAAAAUUCGCCAAAGAUUCACCAGAGAUGGUUCGAGCUUUUGUAGGAGGAUUGGAACUCACAGUUAGUCUUCUCGAAAGUGACAAUACUCAAGUUCUCAGUGCCGUUUGUGCGACGAUUGCUGCAAUUGCCACCGAUCCCGAAAAUCUUGGAAUUUUGACUGACCAUGGUGUUGUCAAAAAACUGGCAGACCUUGUCAAUACUGAGGAUGAGAAUCUACGUGCAAAUUUAACUCUGGCAAUUGCAUUCUGUUGUGAAUGGGGACAGAACAAUCACGAAUUUGGAAAACUAAAUGCUGUAGCACCGCUGGUUAAUUAUUUAUCGAGCAAAAACAAAAAUGUUUUGAAGGGAGUUUGCAUUGCUUUUUAUCACUUAAGCAAGGAGCCUUUAAAUUGUAUCACCAUGCACACGUGUGGGGUUGUUAAGCACGUUCUUCGUUUGGUUGGUUCAGAAGAUCCUGAAGUUCAAAUAGCAGCAGCCACCACAAUUCGACAUAUCCGAAAAUUGGCCAUCUCCGCUGAGAAAUUCCACUACAAAGAAAUCAAUACACUACAGGAAGCAGAUUUUCUUCAAUAAUUACAAAAAAAUCAUCAUCUGCAAUUAAAAUAUGUAUCUA
Belonocnema kinseyi is the source of this 2323-nucleotide messenger RNA. It is a transcript of the gene gudu, whose product is annotated as armadillo repeat-containing protein gudu. Bases 175 to 2283 code for a protein of 702 amino acids. NCBI's taxonomy places the organism in Eukaryota, Metazoa, Arthropoda, Insecta, Hymenoptera, Cynipidae. Gene Ontology annotation, molecular function: protein binding. The record is from RefSeq and is a predicted model, not a curated record. The transcript has 10 exons.